Molecule: messenger RNA, 3374 nt
Organism: Otolemur garnettii (small-eared galago)
Lineage: Eukaryota; Metazoa; Chordata; Mammalia; Primates; Galagidae
Gene: NLRP5
Product: NLR family pyrin domain containing 5
Exons: 12
Biological process (GO): regulation of inflammatory response
Cellular component (GO): subcortical maternal complex; mitochondrion; nucleus
Molecular function (GO): protein binding
Source: RefSeq, a predicted model, not a curated record
GUCUCAUUGGUUGCCUUUUACCAAAGAAUCCACUUUUCCAUCAACACCUGUGCUUUCAACGUCGCAUCGAGAUGGAAGAAGAUGACUUAUCCUCUUUUUCCAGCUAUGGCCUACAAUGGUUCCUCAAAGAGCUAGACAAGGAAGAACUUCAGGCAUUUAAGGAACUACUAAAGGAGAAAUCCUCAGAAUCAGCAAUAUGCUCUGUUCCACAGGCUGAAGUAGAUAGUGCCGAUGUGGAACGUCUAGCCUUCCUCUUGCACGAGUACUACACAGGACCUCAGGCCUGGGCAAUGUCUCUUAACAUCUUUGAAGAGAUGAACCUGCCAACACUCCUUAAGAAAGCAAAGGAUGCGAUGAAAAAAAUUUCACAAGCUGAGGAACAAGAUGAUGCCGUACCUACAGAGACAAAAGAACAAGAAAUUUCUCAAGCUACAAAACAAGAUGGUGCUACAGCAGCAGAGACGAAAGAACAAGGUGACAAAUGGACCUACAAGCGCCACGUGAUGACCAAAUUCUCCACGAAGAUGAGUGUGUAUCAUGGUUCUGAAAGAUCUGCUUCUGAGUGGCCAGAAGUGCAAAUAUUGGCUAGUGCUUUUACUCCAGACCAGGGGGGCUUCCAACCUCUCACUGUGGUUCUGCAUGGAAAAUCAGGAAUUGGCAAAUCAACUUUGGUCAGAAGGAUCAUGCUGAGCUGGGCGAGAGGUGACCUCUACCAGGGCACAUUCUCCUAUGUCUUCCUUCUCCAUGCUAGAGAGAUAGAAUGGAGGCGGGAGAGCAGCUUUGCAGAAUUAAUUUCCAGGGAGUGGCCAGACUCCCAGGCUCCAGUGUUGGAGAUCCUGUCCCAACCAGAAAGGCUCUUGUUUGUACUUGAUAGUUUUGAUGACAUGGACUCUGCCCUCAAAAAUGGUGACCCACGGCUCUGUGAAGACUGGGGCACAAGGCAGCCCACGUUCAUCCUGAUACGCAGUCUGCUGCGGAAAGUCCUACUCCCCAAGUCCUCCCUGAUAAUCACUGUCCGGGAUGUGGGCUUAGACAAGCUUAAGUCGGUGGUCGUGUCUCCCCGUUACCUGUUGGUCGGAGGGAUCUCAGUGGAAAAAAGGCUUCAAUUACUCCUUGAGCACAUUCCUGAUGAGCAUCAAAAGAUGCAAGUCUUGUGUCUGGAUAAUUGUGAGCUGUUGGACCAGUGCCAGGUUCUCACUGUGUGCUCGCUAAUCCGUAAAGCUCUGGAGCUGCAGAAGACAGUGGGAGGAAGCAGCACCCCUGUGUGCCAGACUCUCACCGGCUUGUAUGCCACUUUCAUGUUCCAUCAGCUCACACCACAAGAGAUGUCCAAGCCCUGUCUCAGUCGGGAAGAGAGAGCUGUCCUGAAGAGCUUGUGCCGUAUGGCUGUAGAGGGUGUGUGGGACAUGAAGUCCGUGUUUGACAGCGAUGACCUCAUGGUACACGGACUCAGAGAGGACGAGCUCUGCGCCCUAUUUCACAUGGACAUCCUCCCCCGAGACAGCCACUGUGAGGAGAGUUACACUUUCUUCCACCUCAGCCUCCAGCACUUUUGUGCUGCCUUAUACUAUGUCCUGGAGGGACUGGACCGAGAGGGUAUCUGCCCUCUGUUCAUUGAGAAGAUAAAGAAUUUGAUGGAGCUGAAACAAACAGGCUUCAAUACUCACUUACUUUGGAUGAAGCGUUUCUUGUUUGGCCUCAUGAGCAGGGAUGUGCUUCAGUCCCUGGAGAGGCUCCUCGCCUGCCCCAUCCCCGUAACAGUGAGACAGAAACUCCUGCACUGGGUCUCACUGUUGGGUCAGCAGCCCGGCCCCACUGCCCCAGUGGAUACCCUGGACUCUUUCCAUUGUCUGUUCGAGACUCAGGACGAAGAGUUUGUUUGCUUGGCAUUGAACAGCUUCCAAGAAGUGUGGCUUCCAAUUAACCAGAAAAUGGACUUGAUAGUAUCUUCCUUUUGUCUCCAGCGCUGUCAGCAUUUACAGAAAAUCCGGGUUGAUGUCAAAGAGAUCUUCUCCAGGGAGCAGACAAUGUGGCCUGGGAUUCCCCAUUGGAUGCAGAAUAAGGUCUUCAUUAAUGAACAGUGGAAAAAUUUCUGCUCCGUGCUCUGUACCCACCCAAACCUGCAACAGCUGGACCUGGGAAGCAGCAUUCUGAACGAAUGGGCCAUGAAGGCACUCUGCGCCAAGCUGAAACAUCCAACCUGUAAAAUACAGAAUCUAACGUUCAAAAAUGCACAGAUUAUGUCUGGUCUUCAAUAUCUCUGGAUGACUCUCAUCACCAACCGCAACAUAAGGCACCUCAACUUGGGAAGCACCUACCUGAAGGAUGAAGAUGUAAAAAUAGCAUGUGAAGCCUUAAAACACCCGAAUUGUUUGCUAGAGUCUUUAAGGUUGGAUCACUGUGGACUGACUCACACCUGUUACCUAAUGAUCUCCCAAAUCCUCAUGUCCACCAGCCUGAAAUCUCUCGGCCUGGCAGGAAAUAAGGUGACAGACCAGGGCAUGAAGCCCCUCUGUGAUGCCUUGAAGGCUCCACAGUGCACCCUGCAGAAGCUGAUGUUGGAGAACUGCAGCCUCUCAGCCCUCAGCUGCCAGGUCCUGGCCUCAGCCCUUGUCGGCAACCGGAGCCUGACGCACCUGUGCCUGGCAAACAACUGUCUGGGGAAAGAGGGUGUGAGCCUGCUGAGCCGGUCCCUGAGGCUGCCGGGCUGCAAUCUACGGAGGCUGAUACUAAAUCAUUGUGGCCUGGACAUAACUGGCUGUGGUUUCCUUGCAUUUGCACUGAUGGGCAAUGCACGCCUGACACACCUGAGCCUGAGCCUGAACCCCUUGGAGGAUGAUGGGAUGAAGCUUCUGUGUGAGGCCAUGAGGGAACCAUCUUGUCAGCUGCAGGACCUGGAGUUGGUGAGGUGCCAACUCACUGCCACGUGCUGCACAGAUCUGUCCUAUGUGAUCUCAAGAAGCAAAUACCUGAAGAGUUUGGAUCUUGCUGCCAACACCCUGGGUGAUAGUGGGGUCAUGGUACUGUGUGAGGGGCUGACCCAGAAGAAGAGCUUGCUGACCAGACUCGGGUUAGAGGCAUGUGGGUUGACAUCCGAUUGCUGUGAGGUGCUUUCCUCAGCCCUCUCCUCCAACCAGCGGCUGACCAGCAUAAACCUGGUGCAGAACAACUUCAGUCCAGACGGGAUGAUGAAGCUGUGCUCAGCCUUUGCAUGUUCCAUGUCUAAUCUACAGAUAAUUGGGCUAUGGAAGUGGCAGUUUCCUGCACAAAUACAGAAGCUGUUGCAGGAGGUGCAGCUGCUCAAGCCCCAUGUCAUUGUCGAUGGCAACUGGUACUCUUUUGAUAAGGAGGACCGGUACUGGUGGAAGAACUGA